This is a messenger RNA of Caenorhabditis sp. 36 PRJEB53466, 5174 nucleotides long. Lineage: Eukaryota; Metazoa; Nematoda; Chromadorea; Rhabditida; Rhabditidae. The record is from the annotation of a GenBank genome assembly.
AUGAAAUUAGAAGAAGAAGCGGACGAAGACGACACAAUGCUCUAUUAUUUGAUCGAGAAGGCGUUGGAUUCGGAUGCGAUCGUCCCGCUCGACGAACUCUGGGUAGAGUACAAAGAGAAGACGGAGACCAGUUUGGCCGUCGACGAUCUCAUUCACAGAUUCCGAUGCCACGUGGCGCCGAGAAUUCAUUCGAUGCAGGAGCUCGAGCCGGAAACAAGAGUUCGAAUGCUGUUCGUCACAAGAACACCGAUCGAUGAGCACUUUUUGGAGGAACUGAGAGCAGAAGCGGGAGCGGUGAUCGAGCUGGACGCGAGCGGAUCCCUUUUGAAAUACGAAAAAGAGGGUUUGGAGUUGAAGGCGCCAGUCGAAAGCGAAAUCGAGGAUAUGAAAAUGUUAAAGUUUCUGGCACAGAGGGCCCAGGAGACAGAAUGCCUGUUGAAAAUGCGUGAUGUCUGGCGAGAAUACAUCGGAGAGAACGGAAGAUUGACGGAGAGGAGUCUGAGGAAGCGGUGGGAUGAAAUCAGAAUUCUAAUUAACAAAAUUAUGAUCCGUUUCAGAUUCACGGAAAUCCUAGCUCCGAGGAUCCACUCGAUGAACGAAUUCAGUGUGGAGACCCGAGUUCGAAUGCUUUUCUGCUCGUACUCUCCGAUCGGCUCAAAGUUCUUGCAAGUGCUCAAAGAGCGAGCCGACGUGGUUCUGGAGGAGAAGCGACGAAUAGUUUGGUACCGGGAAUUCGCGCAGGACGGUCUGAAACUGUCCAUUCCGGGCCAGUAUCACAGCCGGCAGGAGGACGAGCACAUGCUUCAGUACCUGGCGGCGAAGGCGCGCAAAACGAGGAAACCGAUGAGUAUGAAAGUGAUGUGGGGACAGUACACACUCAACGGAUUCUCGCAUCGCACAACCACCAACCUCCGCUUCCAGUUCGUCUUUUUCAGUCUGAUCUUUCAAACAACUGUUUUGUGAAAUUUCACUUUUAAGAGAGGAAGGCCACUCUCAAAAUUUUCCAGCAGAAUAUCGCGACUUCUGACAGUGUUGAGAACGGUCAAAGUUGAAAUAAAAACAGAUUAUAUAAUUUCAGUUUCCGGCAGUACCUGGCCCCGAACAUCCACCAAAUGGCCGAGUUUGACGUGCAGACCCGGGCGCUGAUGCUGCUCGCCUCGAGCACGCCGGUCGAUGCGCACUUUUUGAGAUAUUUGAAAAGUCAGGCGGAGGUGAAAGUGGACAUCACUCGGAGGAUCAUAAAGUUAGGUACCGCAACGGGUUUCGCAAAACUCAAAAUGUCUAUAAAAUUUUUGUUGGAAUGUGUUCCCCUACUCUAUAUGAGUACGCUCCCAAUUUUUUUUUCCAAAAUUUUCGGUACAUCCCGAGUUACACCCGUUCAAAGUUGCCCUGUUUUCUCCCGGGUCGGCGGCAGGGGAGGGGCGUGGCCUCGCUUGCAAGUUUGCCGCACGCGUUUUUUCUCAUUAUCUGGUGGACCAAACCAAAGAGUCAACAUUUUAAAUGAACAGAAAUGAUGUUCUAAAAAAGCAAAACCACUUUUGAGGUCAAAAGUUUCGAACCCGACACCUCAAAAUAGCCGAGCGAGCACUCUGCCACUGCGCCAUCCAGGUGGAGGCGCGCCCACCGUCAAUCGCGUUGAAAAGCUCGGUGUGCGCGGCCCCUUACAGGGGUGAAGUUAGUGCAUUUUCGCGCUGAAAUUCGAAACAUAUCUGACUGUAACUUUUUUCGGCAACGUGGAAAAUUUUUAUGCUAAACGGAAUGUUGUUGAGAAUUUCACGCAGAAUCCGAUUCCGUAAAAAUUAGCCGUGUGAACGGUACCUGUGACCCUCAAAUCCUCGAAAAACUAAAAUUUCGGCUGAAUAGGCUUUACUCAAUCGAACACAAAAAUGCUCCUAGGGUGUCUAGAGCUCUCAAAAUUUAUAUUUGGGUUCUCAGAGAGUGUAUCUAUAGAUUCCAAAAAUAAAAAAAAGGGGUCAUCGCUGAAAAUUUUCCGCUAACUUUUCUGGCAGUUUGAGGAUCUGUAAAAAAUUUCGGCAACGUGGAAAUCUAAAUUUUACUUCAAAAACGGAUUCCCCAUCCCUUAAACUAUCGGAAUCACUUGAAAAUAGGCGUGUGAUCCCAUAAACUUGGCCACACAGGCUCUCAGACUGACUUCCAUUUUCGUUUUCGCCGUUUUUUGGAAAAACGGUGCGUUUUCACGGGAAACUGAGUUGUUCAUUGGAUUCAGCAUGGUCGAUUACAUAAAGUAAACCGUUUUGGGUAUGGUACUUCAUUUGGGGACCUCGGUACAGACCGUCAAACACGCGCGCGCGAAAAUCGGGAGAAAAUUCGUCAGGCCACGCCCCCUUUGUUGCGCCCCCUACAUAAAGUAUAGAGAAAAGGAGAACGGCCCGAGUGCGAAAAGAGCGAAAACUGAAGAGCCGGAUCAAUAGAUUUUGAACUUUUCUAUCCUAAUAAAGCAUCCAUUGAUAGUUUUGUAGUGUUUCCAAAGUUCAAAGGUCGAACACCCAUUACUCGUACCUUUUGUAAACUAAUUGAGCGCCCUAAACAUUCAAUUUUAAGAAGACGCUGAUAUAAUCGACUUUGUGGCCGAAAAAGCAAAAGCGGCGAUUUUUUUCUGCAGGUAUCGCUAUUUAGUCGAGUUUUACAAAUAAAUCAAGAAAUAUUCAUAUCACUUCUUGUUGUGUACAACGUCAAUUUUUCGGCGAAAAUCGCCCGAGGCCCGAGAAGUGGCGAUUUCGGGGAGACGGCCGAAGUUUUGCGCGUGGAGUUUUCUAGGUCAUUUGCGAAUAAAACUGCAGUUUUACUGGCGGUCACCACGAAAAUCAAGCGAAAAAGGUGAAAAAAAAGGAAAAUUGACCUGACCCGGAGCCAAAUGACGUGGCAAGUGACUCGAAAAUAAUGGGAGCCGGGAGAACUUGUUAUUUUUUGAGUAAAAGUCGUCGCCGAGAGGCGCGUCUGUGAGAACGAUGUCGUUGAACGAUGAGCCCGACGAGAACAAUCACAUUUUCUACGAUCCGGUCACCGUUUUGAGGCCAAUUUCGCGAGCAACUGGAAUUAGUUUGGAUCAGGUGCGGGUUUCGGUGGAUUUCUGGCGAAAAUAGAUAAUUGGCAGCUAAAUUUUGUCGUCGUUCUGUUCGUCUCGUUCGGCCUCGGCUUCUGCUACCGCCUGCAGUUGCACGAUGCGAGCCGGAGCACACGGGCGGCCGUCACCACCGUCAUCGGCUUGCUUAUGUGCUAUUUUUGCUAUGGAAAGUAGGAUUUUUCCAAAAAGAGCCAUUUCAAGCUGAAAAUUAAAAUUUCAGCGCCAUCGCUCAUUUGCUCAUCAACGCCUUCGGCAGCUAUCUUCUGAUUCUCGCCGUCAAUCCGAAACACGUUCACAAGUACGAUUUUGCCAAAAAAAGGCACAAUUUUAACAGCAAAAAAAACACCGAUUUCAGAGCAGUUUUCGCUUUUUCGAUGGGAUAUCUGAUUCUGAUUCACGCGUAUCGUUGGAUGUAUCAGAAGACGUACUGUUUGGAUGUGACCGGAAGUAUGAUGGUCGCCGUCGGAAAGGUUAAUUUUAUACAAAAAUUCAAAAACAAUUGCGGUAGUAUUCGAUUUUUUGGAGAGAACCCAAAAUUACGCGAAGACGGCAAAAACCAUAGCAAAAAGUAUAACUAAUUUUUUUGCAAGCGAAACAAACAUUUUGACUCAAAAAUUACAAACUUCUGCAUUCAUGUCGUCAACAAACCGAAUUUUACGACAUUUUGCACCAAAACAAUCCAUUUUGCACUUUCAGAUCACUCUUCUCGCCUCGGCGGUGCACGAUGGAAUGGGAAGAGAGGAAGCGGAGCUGACUGGCGGCCAGAAGAGGGACGCCGUCAAAGAGAUUCCGAGUCUGCUCGAUUUCGCCUCGUACAUGUUCAACUUCCAGGUAUUUUUUCUCGCGAAAAUGCGACCCGCAGCAAAAUUUCGAUUUAUAGAGUGUAAUCGUGGGGCCGAUGAAUCACUACUCGACGUGGUCAGGAUUUCUGGAUUUGGAACAUGUGCCGAAGAAUGAGAAAACCGGAAAACCGUACGAUCCGACGGGAACGGCGAUGCGCAAAUUCGAAAUCGCACUAGGAUUCUCGCUCGUCUACUCGCUGCUCGCGCCGUAUCUUCCGAUGAGUCUGACGGCGGAUCCGGAAGUGAACGAACGCAAUCUGCUCGUUUGGUGGAUCAUUUCGGCGGUCGCCUCCACCGUUCACAGACUGCCGUACUACUUUGCGUGGACCAUCAGUGAGGAGUGCAUUUGCAAAGAUUUUCAAUGAGAAGAAUGAGUUUAGCCGACGCGGUAUGCAACGUUUCGGGCUUUGGAUUCGACGGAUUGGACAACGAGACGUUGGAGCCGAAGUGGUCGAAAACGACGAACGUGAAGCCGUUGAGGGUAGAGGUAAUCGAACUCAUUUCUUUGAAGCUACAGUAGUUUUGGAGUCAAUUGACGUUGCUCCUCUAUUGAGGCAGAAUUUAGAGGCAUGUUGAUAGUCUUUUGAUAGAAAAGUAAGAACGCUCAAAGAUACCGUAGCUACAAAAGCAAUUUUUGUUCAGUUUGGACAAAACUACAAAGAGAUGGUGGACAACUGGAACAUUUGGACGGUGGCGUGGCUGCGUCGAGUAGUGUACGAGCGCGUGGACGGUCCCUACCGUACCCUGGCAGUGUACGUAACGGGUGCCGCGUGGCACGGACUCGCCGUUGGUUACUACCUCUCGUUCCUCUCGAGCGCCCUCUUCACACUCUCGGCCGCUACGGUAUCAUCAACUAAACUUUGCCUGUUUUAUCGUCAUCCCUCUCCUUGCAGUUCCGACGCUGUAUGCGUCACCGUUUCCUGGACAAUCCGAUGCACAAACUCGUGUACGAUAUAGUUGGAAUGGCGGCGUCGAAGUUUCUGAUCGGCUACAUCCACUGGCCGUUCUACGUGAUGCACUUUUGGCCGAGCAUCUUCGUCUACAGAAAACUCUACCUCGCGCCUCAUUUCAUCGCCCUCUUUAUCUACUUUUAUCUGCCGCAAAUCUUUCCGCCGCAGCCGAAAGCGAGCAAGAGCGGAACGACGAUCAUCACGGAAAAGUCGGAGAUGUCGUCGAGAAGGAACAGCAGCACAAGCACCGCAAUCGAAUCGGAGACGACGAAGCAGAAGCAGAAGAGGCAGGAGUGA